AUGGGACAGGAUGCUUUCAUGGAGCCCUUCAGCAGCAAGGUUGGCAGCGUUCAGUGCAAAAUAUUCCUCCUUCUCUUAGCAGGUGCUUGCUCAGGACUGAAGGUGACGGUGCCAUCACACACAGUCCAUGGCAUCAGGGGUCAGGCCCUCUACCUACCUGUGCACUAUGGCUUCCACACUCCAGCCUCUGGCAUCCAGAUCAUUUGGCUGUUCGAGAGACCCCACACGAUGCCCAAAUACUUACUGGGCUCUGUGAAUAGAUCUGUGGUUCCCGACCUGGAAUACCAGCACAAGUUCACCAUGAUGCCACCCAAUGCGUCUCUGCUCAUCAACCCACUGCAGUUCACGGAUGAAGGCAAUUACAUCGUGAAGGUCAACAUCCAGGGAAACGGAACUCUGUCUGCUAGUCAGAAGAUACAAGUCACUGUUGAUGAUCUCAUCGCAAAGCCAGUGGUGCAGAUUCACCCUUCCUCUGGGGCCGUGGAGUAUGUGGGCAACGUGACCCUGACAUGCCAGGUGGCAGCUGGCACUCGCCUGGCUUACCACUGGCUGAAAAAUGGGAAACCCAUGCGCACCAGCGCCACCUACUCCUUUUCUCUCCAAAACAACACCUUUCAUAUUGCUCCAGUGACCAAGGAAGACAUCGGGAAUUACAGUUGCCUGGUGGAGAAUCCCGUCAGUGAGAUGGAAAGUGACACCGUUACACCCACCAUAUACUAUGGACCUUACGGACUUCAAGUUAAUUCUGAUAAAGGGCUAAAAGUGGGAGAAGUGUUUACUGUUGACCUGGGAGAAGCCAUCCUAUUCGAUUGCUCUGCUGACUCCUAUCCCCCCAACACCUACUCCUGGAUCGGGAUGACUGACAACACAACGUAUUUUAUUAAGCAUGGGCCUCGCCUAGAAGUCGCAUCUGAGAAAGUAGCCCAGAAGACCACUGACUAUGUUUGCUGUGCUUACAACAAUAUAACUGGGAGGCAAGACGAAACUCAUUUCACAGUUAUCAUCACUUCCAUGGGACUGGAGAGGUUUGCACAGAAAGAGAAAUCGUUGUCCCCAUUAGCAAGUAUAACUGGGAUCUCACUAUUUCUGAUUAUAUCCAUGUGUCUUCUUUUUCUAUGGAAAAAAUAUCAACCCCACAAAGUUAUAAAACAGAAGCUAGAAAGCAGGCCAGAAACGGAAUAUAAGAAAGCUCAAACAUUUUCAGGCCAUGAAGAUGCGCUGGACGACUUCGGGAUAUAUGAGUUUGUUGCCUUUCCGGAUGCCUCUGGUGUUCCCCGGAUGCCAAGUAGGUCUGUCCGAGGCUCUGAGGGCGUAUCAGGGCAAGACUUGCACAGCACCAUUUAUGAAGUUAUUCAGCACAUCCCUGCCCAACAGCCAGAUCACCCUGAGUAA
Molecule: messenger RNA, 1392 nt
Organism: Lepus europaeus (European hare)
Lineage: Eukaryota; Metazoa; Chordata; Mammalia; Lagomorpha; Leporidae
Gene: HEPACAM2
Product: HEPACAM family member 2
Exons: 9
Coding region: 1-1392 (463 amino acids)
Source: RefSeq, a predicted model, not a curated record